Molecule: messenger RNA, 3641 nt
Organism: Schistosoma rodhaini
Lineage: Eukaryota; Metazoa; Platyhelminthes; Trematoda; Strigeidida; Schistosomatidae
Source: the annotation of a GenBank genome assembly
GUUGAGUUGGAGGUUAAGUUGACAGAAGUGUCAUGAUGGAUGUACAUUGUAUCAGUGUAGCAGUUAUUUUUAUCGAGCAGUAUCACCUUUAAAAUCUCUGUGUAUUCUUAGUCUACAGUAUCUUCUUAAAAACAUUUAUAUGGAACCAGUGUUUCUCAGAAGGUCAAGGAAAUAAGGUGUAUUUUAAAUCAAACCUUCAUCUUUCCUAUUCGUUGGUUUCUUGUAAUUCAUUCAAGUUGUUGUUAAUAUAUUUUAUGUUGGAUGAUAAAAGAGCAUAUAUAGAUGUCUUUUCCCUGCACGUCAUAUGGCUAAUCCAUUUGACGAAACAAUAUUAGAAGGAUUUAUAUGUCCAAAAUGUAUGGUUACGUUCGGAACUCCUGAUUUACUGAGCCAACAUUUCAAAGUAGAACAUCGAAGUAUCAAUAUCCCAGAAAAUGGAGAAUGUUUAUCUGUAACUAAUCCUGUACUCAAGACACAAGCAGAUCUAAUUACCUCAUCUGCAUUUUAUGAUCGAAAGAAUGAAAUUCAAUCAAUUGGCGUUUAUCAGUCUCUGACGCCAAAAUUUAUGCAGUUACGAAAAAACCAUAUUAAUCGCAGUUCAUUAGAAACAAACCGUUUGUUAAUACGUUUGGAAAAAUUAAUUGACGUAGCGGAAACACACGAAAGCGAUCGAAAAGUAUUUGAACAAACCAUUGUACCGUGGAUUGAUGCUAAGGUAGACCUUUGUCCAUGCUGUGGUAAGGGAUUUGGUUUAGGCGCUGAAAUGGCUUUCCCAGAUGAAGAUGACAUGUACUUGAAUUCAUCGGAAAACAAUGCGAGCAUUUUUAGGUUUUGGCCUAACAAAACUAAUGUCACUCGUUUGACAAAUACUAUUCUAGACUAUAAUCCUGUAUACCGCAGGCGACAUCAUUGCCGUUUAUGUGGUUAUGUUUUGUGCGCCGACUGCAGUUAUUUUAUUUCUAUACAUAAUGCUCGUGGUCUUCUACAUGCUCUUAACGGACAAGAUUUAGAUCUUUUUCCGGUUCCUUCGAAUGCAUCCGAUGCUAAUGAUCAUCCAAAUUAUUUAUUUGAAUCAGAAGUUAUUUUUCGGAAAGGAAGUAUUUCUGCUUCCCAAAACGUUUUCUCCAUAGCAAGUUCUUAGUUCUUGUUAGAUAUGAGUCAUUUCCAGGAAGAUAUUGUUUUGAUCGCUUCCCAGUUCUUCAGGUCCAAAAUAUAACCAAGCAUGUAUAUAAUAAAUUCAACGUUUGGACUAAAUGACUGAAAGCUUCAGUACGAGUGUAUUUUAGUGAGAUAUUUUCACUUAAAACAAGUGAGAUACAAUUGUUGUAAAUAUUUAGUGGACAUUUUAUUCUGAUACUUUGUUGAACAUAUUUAUAGGACCAUAAACGUUAACUUGGGAUAAAGAUUAAACUUAACUGGAGUUGUUUGUGUGAUCUUCGUGAAAAUUGCCAAGGUCAUUUCUAUUGAUUCUUUCAAGACUAUUGACCAUGAAUUUGUGAAUUUGAAGGCUCAGAAUCCUGUUAGUUUUACUUGCUCAGCCAGAUGUUGCGUGUAUACAUUGGCUUGGUUUCCGUAAUCAUCCCCAGAAUUAAACUCAUUUAUUUCAACAAAAAAUGUGGAUUAAGAUGUGCUGUUUUUGAAGUUAUUUCAUAUUUGAUGAUUGUGUAGAUAAUCAGGGAAAUAAGUAUGCAUACGUCAAAAGCAAGUUUUCGACUUAUAGGAUUCUAUGAUUCUGUGAAAGAGUUUUCUAUUAUUAAAAUAAAUCCAAAGAAUGCUGAUCGAUAGACAAAAAUUCUAUUAUACGAUGCGGCAAAGUGAUGGUUACUCACGAGAUUGAAUUAUUGACGUUAACCAUCAAGCGAUCAAUAAUGAGAUCAAAAAAUGAGACUACUUGUGUAUGCUACUUAUGUUAGCGUAUGUAAGUAGUAUGUAGCACCAGUAGAAAGUGGAAUGUUUGCGAGCAGAAGGUUGAGGAGAUUGAAAUGAAGAGAAGAGAGAACGGAACCGAAGGCAAUCAAUACAACAUCAGGAAUGAAGGAACAAUAAAGCUUCUAAGAGAUAAUUCGAAGAUGUGCAAAUGACGUAUUUGAUGGAUGAUUUUCACAUUUUUCUAAACUACUGUGUGAUUGUUCAUUAGUCAUAAACUGGGCUUCCGCACUUGAGUCCAUCGUUCAAUACACUGGCCAGAAAUAUGGAUUCCCAUCUAACAAAAUAUCAUACUUGUAUACAAACUGUUGACACAAAAUAAAUAUGACAAGACAUCCUAAACAUUUGUAGGAUAUCAGUUUUGAAGAUCCUUCGCUCUUUAAUGAAUUGAGACGUACUUUUUAUCAGCGUCAUUUUCUAGUCUGAAAGAUAAGGUUUUCAGUCAAAUUUCUUGUAUAUUGCAGAGUGAAAAAUCAAAAUGGAUCUAUUAGAAUAUUUUUAAUCAUAAUCUCUGUCCCAAAACACCACUUGUAAUGCCUCCUGAAAAUAUAAAGUCAAGUAACGUAAUAUGUCGGUCGUUUUCGUCAUAUCAUGUAAAAUCGGUAACGAUUAGAGUAAAUUGUCAAGUUUUUCCAUCAUCUAGGAUAAAUGUUCUGAAUUUGUUUCUUACUAGUUGCGGAUUGCUCAUCGAUUAUUGACAGCUCUUAUAAAUAACUUCUUAAUUUCUUUUUUAUUCUGGAAUCACAAGUAAUUAUCAUCUCUUUACCAUUCUAUUGUUUAGGUUAUGAGUUGCGUAUAUGUCCUAUUUGUGUAAACAUUUUGAAGAGGAAAGUUAGUAGUUUGAAAACGUUACCGAUCAAUACCCCAAUUAUCCAAAUGCAUAUAGUGAGUAACUGUUUUAUGUUUUUCAUCAUGCAUUGUUUAUACCUGGAAUAACGGAUAUGAUUAGAUAAAGUAAUAUCCCUAUCAAGUUAUUCCAUUAUUUGAAUUCAGCCGAAACCAUACCUUUUUGUCUCAAUUAAAAACAGACUAUUAUUAUUAUUACUAACAAACUCAAUGCAUUCAAGAUAAAUCUCAAUAACAGGUUCCAAGCCUUACGCGACCUACUGAAAAAAAAGAAACUUCUACUGAGGGCAACUGGAAUGGGAUCAAAGAAGCACAGACUUCAGCGCGCUAAGAGGUGCUGGGCCUCAAGAAGCAUCAUCAUAAAAGAUGGGUCUCUAUGGGAACCAUAGACAAGAUUCAAGAAAGGAAGAACUAGAAGACAGUAAUGAAUAACAGCCGUAUAAGAACAGAGAAAGUCAAGGCAAAAGCUGGAUACACAGAAGCAAAUAAGCAAGUGAAGAAAAGCAUUAGAGCCGACAAGCAGAAAUAUAUGGAAGAGCUAGCAACGACAGUGGAAAAAGCUUGAAGAGGAUAAAAUAUGAAACAACUAUAUGAUACGAUGAAGAAAGUAGCAGGGAACUAUAACAAACCAGAGAGAUAGGUCAAGGACAAACAGGGAAAGUCAAUCACAGAAAUUCAAGAGCGAAGAAACAGAUGGGUGGAACACUUCGAGGCACUUUUGAACAGACCAGCUCCACUGAAUCCACCGGAAAUCGAAGCAGCAUACACAGACCUUCCUAUUGAUGUCACUCGACCAACGAUCGAAGAAAUCAGGAUGGCCACCAGACAAAUCAAGAGUGGGAAAACGGAAUUCAAAGAAUUAAUGAAAA